CUGAACUUUUUCUGGUUCAGCACACAGAGGCCAAGGCAACAGGCUGACACUGAAAGAAGAGAAGAUAUUUCUCCAGCAGGCUAUUAAUCAUCCUCAACAUCUGCACCGUCUCCACCACAAGGAUGCUGUCUGUGUCUCUACUUGUUUGUGCCAUGAUGGCUCUGACUAGAGCUAAUGAUGACGAAAUCCUCAAUGUCAACAUGACUAUCGGAAAGGUUGGAAACGACAGUCGACUCUUUGUUGUCAAUGCAGGCCCAGCUUGUCCCGGCAAUUGGAUACCAUAUGGAGAUCGCUGUUUCUAUCUUGAGACAACAAAAAAGAGUUGGGCUCAGGCUGAGAAAAAUUGUCAGAGCCUGGGUGGAAAUCUUGCAUCAGUCCACAGCGAAGAUGAGUAUAUUUUUAUUCAGUCAAUGACAACUGAACCAGCAUGGAUUGGAGGCUCCGAUUGCCAAGAGAGAGGUGCUUGGUUCUGGAUUGGUGGUGCCCCUAUGGAUUAUACAUUCUGGUGUCCCUCACAACCUGACAAUACUAAUGACCAGUGCUGUUUGCAGAUGAAUAUUGGAGAUGGCAAAUGCUGGGAUGACCAGCCAUGUAACAAAGCCCAAAAAUCAAUCUGCGUCAAGAAACACUAGUGAUUCCUGAGCUGACACAGAUUCAAUCAAUCAAACAAACACUUUUGUGGGUGUUUUUGUUUGCUUACUCAUCUGUGUUCGUGUCAACAGCCUCAUGUCGAACCCGAAAGUUCAAAAUCUCAUAUCACAUUUUUAAUUCUUUGCUAUUGUUGGACCUGCCUGAAAUGAUGAGACGACAAGAGCUGUAAAGCUUCUUUGUGCUUUAAUAAGAAGAAAUUGAAUGGUUAUAAAAAAUGAUGCUUUCAGCACAAUGGUCUUCGUAUGUAUUACAUCUAAUUAAAAGGCUGACAUGUUGAAACAAA
Molecule: messenger RNA, 934 nt
Organism: Anoplopoma fimbria (sablefish)
Lineage: Eukaryota; Metazoa; Chordata; Actinopteri; Perciformes; Anoplopomatidae
Product: type-2 ice-structuring protein-like
Exons: 6
Coding region: 123-632 (169 amino acids)
Molecular function (GO): signaling receptor activity
Source: RefSeq, a predicted model, not a curated record